Messenger RNA from Ectocarpus sp. CCAP 1310/34, 2669 nucleotides. The record is from the annotation of a GenBank genome assembly. NCBI's taxonomy places the organism in Eukaryota, Phaeophyceae, Ectocarpales, Ectocarpaceae.
AUGGACGGGGCAAGAGGGCGUCGGUGCCGAAGGGGCCGGGAGCACGGGCGUCGAAGCCACUCGGGCGUGUUCACCUGGAUCUGUGUGGCGCCUUCCCUGGGCGGCAACCUUUACCUGUUCGUCGCGCUCGACAGCGCCCCGCGGUGGAACAAGAUCUACGGUCUCCGGCGGAAGUCCGACGCGCUGGCGGCUACAAAACGGCUGCAGGCGGACGUGGGGCGGUACGACCUCGGCCGCAUCGAGUGCUACCGGAUCGACAACGGCACCGAGUGGACCCGGGGCGAGUUUCGGCGUUUCCGCGACGACAACGGCAUCGGCGUCGAGUUCACCCCGCCUGGCGUCCCGCAGUACAACGGCGUCGUCCAGAGCGCCAUCUGGCGCAUCAUGAAGGCCGGCAUGGCCGCUCGCCGCAGCGCUGCCCGUGUGCUCAACGUCGACUACGCCUCAAUCCCCGGCCUCGACCCGCGCGGUGACCGUCUUUGGUUGGUUUCUGCGAAGUGGGCCGCCGACGCUUUCAACCAGUCGGCGACCAAGGCCAACCCCGGGCGUCGCUCUCCGCACGAGCUAUUCACCGGUCAGCAGGGGCCGUUCCGCGUGCUGCCGUUCUUCCAGCUCAGCUACAUGCGUGAGGAUCGCCGCACCAAGCUCGACGACCAGGCCACCCUGUGCUAUUACCUGAACGGCGGCGACAACCCCCCGAGCGGCACCGUCAAGGUCCUCAAGGCGCCCACCGGCCGCGUCGUCUACACCAACAAUGUGUCGUGGGUGGCGUCGUCGCCAGCUGGCGAGGGGGGUUCCGCUGGCAUCCCCGCUGCGCCGACGCCUCCCCCGUUCACGCCGGUCGUCUUGAUCAACUUCGGCCCAGCCCCGACGCCUUCGACCGCCGCACAGUCGCCGCCAGCGCACACGCCCACGCCGUCGCCCGCACCCGCUCCUGGCCAGCCGCCCUCUGCCGCUUCGCCGUCAUCGUCGGCGACCCCCGCUCCUGGCCAGACUCCUUCUGCCACAUCGCCGUCACCGUCGGCGACCCCAUCUCCAGUUCAGCUACCGCCGUUGCCGCCGCCGCCGCCGCCGCCGGGCCCCGCGUUGCCCCCGCUCUCGGCUCACGCCAUGCGGCAGCUUCGCCCGGGCAAGAAGGCCGAGGGUAUGAAGGACCCGCGGCUGCCAGGCCGCACGAGAUCGGGCACGAGGCACAGCACAGGGCUCAUCUCGAUACUGGACAAGAACACUCUGGUAUCGAUGCUGGAGGCCCAGAGCGCGAUGGAGGAGAAGCACAGGGAGCCAGGGGGAGCGGGGAGCGGAGAGACGGGGGGAGCGGAGACCGGAGAACAGGGGGGAGCGCUCGCAGCCGUGGACCUGGGGGCUGGAGGAGCGGGCUUCUCACUUGCAUGUGCCACGCUCCUCGCCAACCGGGAGCCAGGGGGAGCGGGGAGCGGAGAGACGGGGGGAGCGGAGACCGGAGAACAGGGGGGAGCGCUCGCAGCCGUGGACCUGGGGGCUGGAGGAGCGGGCUUCUCACUUGCAUGUGCCACGCUCCUCGCCAACCGGUUAGACAUCGAUGCCAUGCUGCGCGACCAGCGCCCGCCGGAGCAACGCCCUGAUCACCCGCACUGCCAGGCGAGCGACCUUCGCAUCCCCAAGAGCUACGACGAGGCUAUGGCGUCGGAGUAUCGGCACCUCUGCGGCGACUCGAUGAAAAGGGAGCUCUUCGAGUUGCUGGAAGCGGGGACUUUUCUCCGGCGAAAUGAGUUUGGAUGGGCCACUAAGGCCAAGUCGAGACUUGUAGCGAGAGGUGAUAUGCAGAGAGAGUACAUUGACUUUGGAGAGUUGUACGCGCCUACCGUUUCUGUUUCGUGUGUUAGGAUGUUGGCUGCGUUGGCGUGCGAGUUGAACCUCGACUUGUGUCAUUUCGAUAUUGAGCACGCUUGUGUGCGUUCGGAGUUGGAAGAAGACGUAUAUAUGCGAUGGCCGCAGGGAUGUGGAGCUCUAUCUGGAAUGAUUGUAAAACUAGGCAAGAGUCUGUAUGGCUUGAGACAGGCAUCUAGGCAGUGGCAUGCAAUGCUGAAGAGGUUGACGAUUUCUCAGCAGACUUUCACGGAUGAGCUAGCAGCAGAGUAUGGAGUAGCAGGGGGUAAGAGCGUUCCCAUGUCUUCGGGGUUCAAGCUUUCUGACUUUGAUGCGGAUGAAGAGGCGACAGAUUUUCCGUUUCGUGAGAUAGUAGGACCUUCGAUGUGGCUGGCGGCUCAGACUAGGCCAGACAUUGCGAAUGCAGUAAGGGCAGUAGCUAGAUAUUGCGCGUCUCAGAAGCAGGUGUACUGGGAUGCAGCGAUGGGUAUAUUAGGGGGUACGCUGAUGCGGACUUUGCGAGCAAGGCAGCAGACCGUAGGUCGGUAGCAGGGGGGAUAGUAACAUGCGGAGGAGGCGUUGUGUCUUGGUUUUCCAGAACGCAGAAGUGCGCUACGCUUUCGACAACAGAAGCAGGGUAGUAUGUCGCUNGCUAGGCGACGUAGUGAAGGAGAUUUUGUUUUUGAGGCAGAUUUGGCGUUUCAUGUUGCCGCAGGUCGGCAUGCCGUGCAUCCCCGUCUUCGAGGACAACCAGGGGGCGAUUCAACUAGCGCAGAACCCCAUCUCGAACUCGAACUCGAAGCACAUUGAUGUAAGGCACCAUU